CGUAGACCCGGGACUCCGGGAGGCAAUGCUGGCUCGGGGACAGUGAAGAAACCCUAAAAUGGAGGACUUUUCCACCAGGACCUACGGCACAAGUGGCCUGGACAACAGACCUCUGUUCGGAGAGACGUCUGCCAAGGAUCGAAUCAUCAAUUUAGUUGUUGGCAGCUUAACAUCUUUACUGAUCCUAGUAACGCUGAUUAGUGCUUUUGUUUUCCCUCAACUACCUCCAAAACCGUUGAAUAUAUUUUUUGCUGUCUGCAUCUCUUUGAGCAGUAUCACUGCCUGCAUACUGAUCUACUGGUAUCGACAAGGAGAUUUAGAACCGAAAUUUAGAAACCUUAUUUACUAUAUCUUAUUUUCUAUCAUCAUGUUAUGUAUAUGUGCGAAUCUGUACUUCCAUGAUGUGGGAAAGUGAGGCUGCCAAGAGAUACACUCACCAGGUCUCUUCAAAGCAAUACAUUUGGACUCGAAUAAGAGCUGGAUAAGGUAUGCUGAAGAGUCUCCUGCAAAACUCUGAUACAUGAUUUUCAUGUUAAUUGUAAAUCUAAAUUCCCUCUUGCAGGGGAGACAUAUCCUAUAUCACUUUGCUUUUUCUUUAAGGAGCCGAUGUUGCACUUAAACAUUACCCCUUAAAGGACAAGUCAUUUUCACUUUUGAAAUUUUUUAUAUAAAGUAAUUGCAUGGCGCAAGGCUAUGUAACAAACAAUCUUGCAUUUUAAGACAAAUAUUCUUUUAUUUCUGUUAAACUGAAUAUACAAUUAUUGUUCCCUAGGCAACCAACUUUUGCUUAUAACUACAAUUUCACGUUAACAAAACACAGACGGUGAAAAGACAACUUUGAUUGUGUAGAUCUAAUUACAAUAAUAAAUAAAAUAAUUUAUACAAGUUUUUUUUCCUUUUUUUUUUUUUUUAACUUUUUCUAUAGGGGUCAUAUUCAUUAAAGCCCUAGAGGCUAAUUUUGGCUUAACCUUCUCUAGUAUAGGAAUGACUCUUGGUUUGUUUCCUUUCAUUAAAGAAGCAAAUUUUGUGUUUUUAAAUUGCCUGAGAGGGAGAAGUUAUAUCAAACCCCCACCAGUUAAUGCACUAAGUGAACGGCAAACUCUGAUACUCUGCUAUUUCCUGGGUAAUUUA
This is a messenger RNA of Cervus elaphus (red deer), 1131 nucleotides long. It is a transcript of the gene TMEM243, whose product is annotated as transmembrane protein 243. NCBI's taxonomy places the organism in Eukaryota, Metazoa, Chordata, Mammalia, Artiodactyla, Cervidae. The transcript is spliced from 4 exons. Bases 59 to 415 code for a protein of 118 amino acids. The record is from RefSeq and is a predicted model, not a curated record.